Molecule: messenger RNA, 1617 nt
Organism: Trypanosoma grayi
Lineage: Eukaryota; Euglenozoa; Kinetoplastea; Trypanosomatida; Trypanosomatidae
Product: putative sphingosine 1-phosphate lyase
Exons: 1
Coding region: 1-1617 (538 amino acids)
Biological process (GO): carboxylic acid metabolic process; sphingolipid catabolic process
Cellular component (GO): endoplasmic reticulum
Molecular function (GO): sphinganine-1-phosphate aldolase activity; pyridoxal phosphate binding
Source: RefSeq, a predicted model, not a curated record
AUGACGCUUUCUCGAUUCCUGGAUCAACGGCUCCAAGGAAAGCGCCCUUCUGAGGUUGUCUACAUCUCUAUUGGGGCUAUUCUGGCGGCGAAGGUGCUGCUCAGCAUUCUUCAGGAUGGGCAACUCGUACAACGUUUUAAACUUUUCAAGUGGAGCAUUGUCCGUGCCGUUGCUGCACCUAUCAUAAACCGUGAGGUGAAAAAGGCAGGCGAAUCGAUUAAAAUGCCAUCAAAAGACGGUGAGUUCAAGGCGAAAAUAUUGCCUAAUAGAAGUAUGUCGGAUGAAGAAGUCCUCCGUCUCAUGGAAACAAUUCACAAAGACCUCGACCAGCCUUAUGAGAAGGGUGGCCUCAGUGGGGCGGUGUACCACGGGGGUGCCUCGCACACACAGUUUAUCAAUCGUGUCAUGGAAAUAUUCCAGUGGAGCAAUCCGCUUCACACAGACGUUUUUGGUGCAACCCGCAAGAUGGAAGCUGAGGUGGUGUCAAUGGUGGUGCAUAUGUUUAAUGGUCACCUGCUUCCAGAUGCCUGUGGAACUGUGACGUCGGGCGGCACGGAGAGCAUCGUGAUGGCACUGAAAGCGUACCGCAGUUGGGGACGUGCCACGCGAGGUAUUCAGCGUCCCUCAAUUGUCCUUGGCAUUACUGCUCACCCCGCCUUCGACAAGGGCGCAGAGUAUUUUGGUAUUGAUUUGAUCAAGGUAUCAGUGGAUCCCGUGACAAUGCGGCUAAACGCGAAGGAAGUCGAGAAAUACAUCCGCUACGAUACCGUUGCUAUUGUUGGAUCUGCGCCAACAUUUCCUCAUGGUGUUAUUGAUGAUAUCGUGGAACUAUCGGAGGUUGCGUACCGCCGCAAUAUUGGUCUCCACGUGGACUGCUGCCUCGGCGGUUUCAUCGUCCCCUUCAUGGAGAAGGCCGGAUUCCCCGUCCCUGUUGUGGACUUCCGACUGCCGGGCGUCACGUCCAUCAGCUGUGACACGCACAAGUACGGUUACGCACCCAAGGGCACCUCCACAGUUCUGUAUCGGACAAAAGAGCUGCGUUCCCACCAGUUUUUUUGCGUUGCAGAGUGGCCUGGUGGUAUCUACUGUUCCCCUGCUCUGAGUGGAUCCAAGCCUGGCAACGUCAUUGCCGGUGCGUGGGCCGCUAUGCUCCGCAUGGGCGAAGAAGGCUACGUCGAGAACUGCCGUAGAAUUGUGGAAACUCGGAUCAAAAUGACGACUGCACUCAGUCAGUUGUCGUAUAUACGCAUCCUUGGUGAUCCAACCGCCUCUGUCUUUGCUUUUUGUACUUCUCCUAUCGACACCUUUGUUCUUGGUGAACGCUUAAGCGAGCGUGGGUGGAUGCUUAACCGUCUGCAGUUUCCCUCUGGCCUUCAGUUCUCUGUUACGCUGCUGCAAACUCCGAGGGGUGUGGCGGAACGGUUCAUUGAUGAUGUGAAGACCGUCUGCGAAGAGAUGAUGGCAAGGUUUGAAGAAGCGGAAAAAGAAGGCAAGAACCCUGCGAAUAGAGAUGCCGGGGCAACUCUCUACGGUUCACAGCAGCGAGUACAUGACCGAAGUAUCGUGAAGGAUAUGCUUCGAGAAUUUUUGAAUCAGUAUUACAGCACUGAGCACUGA